Molecule: messenger RNA, 4157 nt
Organism: Grammomys surdaster
Lineage: Eukaryota; Metazoa; Chordata; Mammalia; Rodentia; Muridae
Gene: Trpa1
Product: transient receptor potential cation channel subfamily A member 1
Exons: 27
Coding region: 1-3276 (1091 amino acids)
Biological process (GO): monoatomic ion transport; transmembrane transport
Cellular component (GO): membrane
Molecular function (GO): monoatomic ion channel activity; protein binding
Source: RefSeq, a predicted model, not a curated record
AUGGAAAUGGUGAACAUUGAAGGAGAUAUGUGCAGAUUAGAAAACUUCAUCAAGAAUAGAAGAAAACUAAGCAAAUAUGAGGAUGAAAAUCUCUGUCCUCUGCAUCACGCAGCAGCAGAAGGUCAAGUUGAACUGAUGGAAUUGAUCAUCAGUGGUUCUUCCUGUGAAGUGCUGAAUAUAAUGGAUAGUUAUGGAAAUACCCCACUGCACUGCGCUGCUGAAAAAAAUCAAGUUGAAAGUGUGAAGUUUCUUCUCAGCCAAGGAGCAAAUCCAAACCUCCGCAAUAGAAAUAUGAUGUCACCCCUUCACAUAGCUGUGCAGGGGAUGUGCAAUGACGUAAUCAAGGUCUUGACUGAGCACAAGGCCACUAAUAUCAAUUUAGAAGGAGAGAAUGGGAACACAGCCUUGAUAUCCACGUGUGCCAAAGACAACAGUGAAGCUUUGCAAAUUUUGUUAGAAAAAGGAGCUAAGCUGUGUAAAUCGAAUAAGUGGGGAGAUUACCCUGUGCACCAGGCAGCAUUUUCAGGUGCCAAAAAAUGCAUGGAAUUAAUCUUAGCAUAUGGUGAAAAAGACGGCUACAGCAGGCAGUCUCACAUUAACUUUGUGAAUCACAAGAAGGUCAGCCCUCUCCACCUUGCAGUUCAGAGCGGUGACUUGGACAUGAUUAAGAUGUGCCUGGACAAUGGUGCACACAUCGACAUGAUGGAGAAUGCCAAAUGCAUGGCCCUCCAUUUUGCUGCAACCCAGGGAGCCACUGACAUCGUUAAGCUCAUGAUCUCAUCUUAUACUGGAAGCAGUGAUAUUGUGAAUGCAGUUGAUGGCAAUCAGGAGACCCUGCUUCACAGAGCCUCAUUAUUUGAUCACCAUGAUCUGGCAGACUACCUAAUUUCUGUGGGAGCAGACAUCAACAGUACUGAUUCUGAAGGACGCUCUCCACUUAUUUUGGCAACUGCUUCUGCAUCCUGGAAUAUUGUGAAUUUGCUUCUUUCUAAAGGUGCCAAAGUAGACAUAAAGGACCAUUUUGGGCGUAACUUUUUACAUUUGACUGUGCAGCAGCCUUAUGGGCUAAGAAAUUUGCGGCCUGAGUUUAUGCAGAUGCAGCACAUCAAGGAGCUGGUGAUGGAUGAAGACAAUGAUGGAUGUACCCCUCUCCAUUACGCCUGUAGGCAGGGGGUCCCUGUCUCUGUAAAUAACCUCCUCGGGUUCAAUGUGUCCAUCCAUUCCAAAAGCAAAGACAAGAAGUCGCCCCUGCAUUUUGCAGCCAGUUAUGGGCGCAUCAACACAUGUCAGAGACUUCUGCAAGACAUAAGUGACACAAGGCUUUUGAAUGAAGGAGAUCUCCAUGGAAUGACCCCUCUCCACUUGGCAGCCAAGAAUGGACAUGAUAAAGUCGUUCAACUUCUUCUGAAGAAAGGAGCCUUAUUUCUCAGUGACCACAAUGGCUGGACUGCUUUGCAUCAUGCAUCCAUGGGUGGGUACACUCAGACCAUGAAGGUCAUUCUUGACACUAACUUGAAGUGCACAGACCGGCUAGAUGAAGAAGGGAACACAGCACUGCACUUUGCUGCACGGGAAGGCCAUGCCAAGGCUGUCGCAAUGCUUUUGAGCUACAAUGCUGACAUCCUCCUGAACAAGAAGCAAGCUUCCUUUCUGCAUAUUGCACUACACAAUAAGCGCAAGGAAGUGGUUCUCACAACCAUCAGGAGUAAAAGAUGGGAUGAAUGUCUGCAAGUUUUUACUCAUGAUUCUCCAAGCAAUCGAUGUCCAAUCACAGAAAUGGUAGAAUACCUCCCUGAGUGCAUGAAAGUUCUUUUGGAUUUCUGCAUGAUACCUUCCACAGAAGACAAGUCCUGUCAAGACUAUCAUAUUGAAUAUAAUUUCAAGUAUCUCCAAUGCCCAUUAUCCAUGACUAAAAAAGUAGCACCUACCCAGGGUGCGACAUAUGAGCCUCUUACAAUCCUCAAUGUCAUGGUCCAACAUAACCGUAUAGAGCUCCUCAACCACCCUGUGUGUAGGGAAUACUUAUUAAUGAAAUGGUGUGCCUAUGGAUUCAGAGCCCAUAUGAUGAACCUAGGAUCUUACUGUCUUGGUCUCAUACCCAUGACCCUUCUUGUUGUCAAAAUACAGCCUGGAAUGGCCUUCAAUUCUACUGGAAUAAUCAAUGAAACUAGUAGUACUCUCGAGGAAAAAGUAGACACUCUGAAUUCCUUUCCAAUAAAAAUAUGUAUGAUUCUAGUUUUUUUAUCAAGUAUAUUUGGAUAUUGCAAAGAAGUAGUCCAAAUUUUCCAACAGAAAAGGAAUUACUUCCUGGAUUACAACAACGCUCUGGAAUGGGUUAUCUACACAACCAGCAUCAUCUUCGUGCUGCCCUUGUUCCUUGACAUCCCAGCAUACAUGCAGUGGCAAUGUGGAGCGAUAGCCAUAUUCUUUUACUGGAUGAACUUCCUACUGUAUCUUCAAAGGUUUGAGAACUGUGGGAUUUUCAUUGUUAUGUUGGAGGUGAUUUUUAAAACAUUGCUGAGAUCGACGGGAGUGUUUAUCUUUCUUCUAUUGGCUUUUGGCCUCAGCUUUUACGUCCUCCUGAAUUUCCAAGAUGCCUUCAGCACCCCAUUGCUUUCCUUAAUCCAGACGUUCAGCAUGAUGCUAGGAGACAUCAAUUAUCGAGACGCCUUCCUACAGCCAUUGUUUAGGAAUGAGUUGGCAUACCCGGUCCUGACUUUUGGGCAGCUCAUUGCCUUCACAAUGUUUGUCCCAAUUGUUCUCAUGAACUUACUGAUUGGUUUGGCGGUUGGGGACAUUGCUGAGGUCCAGAAGCAUGCGUCAUUGAAGAGGAUUGCUAUGCAGGUGGAACUUCAUACCAACUUAGAAAAAAAGCUGCCAUUAUGGUACUUACGAAAAGUGGAUCAGAGGUCCACCAUCGUGUAUCCGAAUAGACCCAGGCACGGCAGAAUGCUACGGUUUUUUCAUUACUUUCUUAGUAUGCAAGAAACACGACAAGAAGUACCAAACAUUGACACAUGUUUGGAGAUGGAAAUAUUGAAACAGAAAUACAGGCUGAAGGACCUCACUUCUCUCUUGGAAAAGCAGCAUGAACUCAUCAAGCUCAUUAUCCAGAAGAUGGAAAUCAUCUCGGAGACAGAAGAUGAAGAUAACCAUUGCUCUUUCCAAGACAAGUUCAAAAAGGAGCGGCUAGAACAAAUGCAUAGCAAAUGGAAUUUUGUCUUAAGUGCAGUUAAGACAAAAACACAUUCUUCUAUUAGCCAUCCAGACAUUUAGUGGGGUGUCCUAUGGGAGUGGGAGACUGCUUUACUUAUUUCAGUGAAUUUCAGUUUGGAAAAGGGGAAAGAAACAGAAGUUUGACUAAUGUCACUGCACAGGAGUUUCUAGUUCCUGGAACUUCUCCCCUAUUAUAUGCUCAUAUUUUCUGUCAAUCACUGUAUUGGGAACAUCCUUUCUGACAUGUUGAAAUUGAACUUUAAUGAAAGAUAAUUUCUUCUGAGUGAAUAAAAGAACAGGGUUGUUGGAAUACACAUUAUAAAAGACAAGAAAUAAUGUAACUAUUAUGGUAGGACACAAGUGUCAAUAUUACAUUUCUACUUAAUAACUACAUAAUACAAGAUGCAUAUAAUCCCACAUAUUAUAUUUAAUCUCCUACCAUGAUAAGCCUUCCUGUGUUAGAACCUGGGUGGGACACUGUAAUCUCUGUUUCUACUAUGAUUAAAUCAUAGCCACUCUCCUCGUCCCAUCAUAUAUGACAUCAUUUGGAGCCAUAAUAACAGAAGUCCCAGUUAGUAGAUUAUGAUAAGUAUGAAUGUUACAACAGAAAUGUGUUCCCUCCGUGUUUAUAUUUAUCAGUUGUGAGGCUUAAAUGAAAAACUUCGUCCACAAGGUCAUAUAUUUAAACCCUUUGUCCCAGUCAAUGCUGCUACUUACAGAGGCCACGCAACCUUGCUUGCUCUCUCCUUUCUGGAUGUGGACAGGAAUGUGGUCAGUCAGACUCCUGCUCCUCCUGCCAUGCCCUUUUCUCUAUUGUGGACUCUUUCUGAAACUGUAAGCAAAAAUUCAUUGUUUUUUCCUCAAAUUUCUUUUGGUCAUGAUAUAUCAUAGUGACAGAAAGUAACUUAAAUACCAAUGGUCUUAAUAAAGAGUAAAGCCUG